AUGGCCGCGAUUGUGGAAAAUUCGUCCAAUUCCCUGGAGGCUAACGGUUCCCAAGGAGCCGCGGACGAUGUUCCCAACGACGGCACAGGAGUUGUCAAGCUGGACCCAUGGCUUGGCCCAUUCAGCGACGCCCUCAAGAGGCGGUACGCAAAAGCCAAACAGUGGAUGAAGGCCAUCGCCGACAGUGAGGGGGGCGUGGAGAAGUUCUCGAGAGGAACGGAGAAGUUUGGCUUCAACGUUGACGACAAAUGCAACAUCGUCUAUCGAGAGUGGGCACCGAAUGCUACGGAGGCGUUCCUCAUUGGAGAUUUCAAUGACUGGAACCGAACAGCCCACCCUAUGCAAAAGAAUUCACUCGGCGUUUUUGAGAUAACUCUUCCGGCCAAGGAUGGCCAGCCAGCAAUAUCACACAAGUCCAAGGUCAAGCUCUCCCUCGUUCUACCCGGGGGCGAGCGGGUGGAGCGUGUCCCGGCAUGGAUCAAGUACGUUACUCAGGAUCUCAACGUCUCUCCGGUAUACGAUGCUCGAUUGUGGAACCCGCCCCAGGGUGAAAAAUAUCAUUUCAAGAACACCCGCCCCAAAAAGCCGGCCAGUCUCCGGGUUUACGAGGCACAUGUCGGUAUAUCGACCCCCGAGCAGCGGGUGGCGACGUACAAGGAGUUCACCCAGAACAUGCUGCCGCGAAUCAAAGGCCUAGGCUAUAACGUCAUCCAGCUCAUGGCAGUCAUGGAACACGCAUACUACGCUAGCUUCGGCUAUCAAGUCAACAGCUUCUUUGCAGCAAGCAGUCGCUACGGUCCGCCGGAGGACUUAAAGGAGCUCAUCGAUACCGCUCACGGCAUGGGUCUUGUUGUUCUUCUGGACGUCGUCCACAGCCAUGCCUCCAAGAAUGUCUUGGACGGGCUCAACGAAUUCGAUGGUACGGAUCAUCAAUAUUUCCAUGGCGGAGGCAAGGGCCGUCACGAGCAGUGGGACAGUCGAUUGUUCAACUAUGGCAACCACGAAGUGUUGCGGUAUCUCUUGAGCAACUUGAGGUUCUGGAUGGACGAGUACCAGUUUGACGGUUUCCGCUUCGAUGGCGUAACAAGUAUGCUUUACGUCCAUCACGGCAUGGGAACGGGAUUCUCUGGUGGCUACCAUGAGUAUUUUGGUGGCGAAGUCGAUGAGGAAGCAGUCGUUUACCUCAUGCUUGCCAACGAGAUGCUGCACUCACUCUACCCAGAAUGCAUCACCGUUGCCGAGGACGUGUCUGGAAUGCCUGCACUCUGCCUACCGCUGUCUUUGGGUGGCAUUGGGUUCGACUAUCGUCUGUCGAUGGCGAUCCCGGACAUGUGGAUCAAGAUUCUGAAGGAACUCAAAGACGAGGAGUGGGACAUGGCGAAUAUUUGCUUCACCUUGACGAACCGGCGCCACGGCGAAAAGACCAUCGCGUAUUGCGAAAGUCAUGACCAAGCACUCGUCGGGGACAAGACUCUGAUGAUGCAUCUCUGCGAUGCAGAAAUGUACACAAACAUGUCGGUACUGUCACCGUUGACGGCCGUCAUUGACCGCGGCAUGUCUCUCCACAAGAUGAUUCGACUCCUCACGCACAGCUUGGGAGGGGAAGGGUAUCUGAACUUUGAAGGCAACGAAUUUGGCCACCCCGAGUGGCUCGACUUUCCACGAGAGGGCAACAACAACUCCUUCUGGUAUGCCCGACGCCAGCUUAACUUGACAGAUGACAACCUGCUCCGCUACCAAUUCUUGGACAACUUUGACCGCCAGAUGAAUAAGUGCGAGGCAAAGUACGGAUGGCUUCACUCAUCGCAGGCUUACAUAUCUCUGAAGCACGAAGGUGACAAGGUGAUUGUAUUUGAGAGGGCUGGCCUGGUGUUUGUCUUCAACUUCCAUCCGAGGGAAAGCUUUAGCGACUAUCGUAUCGGCGUUGAAGUCCCAGGAACCUAUCGCGUGGUUUUGAACAGCGACAUGAAGGAAGUCGGGGGAUACAACAGAAUCGAUCAAAACACGCGAUUCUUCACGACCCCGAUGGAAUGGAACGGGCGCAAGAACUGGACUCACGUCUACAUACCCUGCCGUACGGCGAUGAUCCUGGCCUUGGAGGAGACGCUGUCCUAG
Messenger RNA from Hirsutella rhossiliensis, 2115 nucleotides. RefSeq names its product alpha amylase, catalytic domain-containing protein. The transcript has 8 exons. Gene Ontology annotation, biological process: glycogen biosynthetic process. Gene Ontology annotation, cellular component: cytoplasm. Bases 1 to 2115 code for a protein of 704 amino acids. The record is from RefSeq and is a predicted model, not a curated record. Lineage: Eukaryota; Fungi; Ascomycota; Sordariomycetes; Hypocreales; Ophiocordycipitaceae. Gene Ontology annotation, molecular function: hydrolase activity, hydrolyzing O-glycosyl compounds; cation binding; 1,4-alpha-glucan branching enzyme activity.